AUGAAACAGUCACGUGGUCCAAAAGUUAGGCUCAGCUGGCUACGCGAGGUCUACCAGGAAUGCAUCGAGCAGAAGCGUUGGGAGUGUGCUGCUCGGGCAUACUUGUUGCAUCUGCUUGGAUGCACAAUUUUUACGAAUAAGAGUGCGACUCUAAUUCGAGUAUCGUAUCUCCUUCUCUUGCGAGACUUGAAUGCUUGUUCGAGAUAUGCUUGGGGAGCAUCAGCACUUUCACAUACAUAUGAGCAGCUAGGAGAUGCUAGCUUCAGUGAGGUCAGACAGAUAGCUGGAUAUUCCACUCUUCUACAGAGUUGGAUAUAUGAGCACUUUCCUACAAUGGGAAGGAGGCAAGUGUCUGAGAGGUACACAGAACUUGAUCCACGUGCUUCACUAUACAUACCCCCGAGGGGUAAAGAAGUAAAAUUGGGGGUGCAGGAUGAACGUAGUGAGGUGUAG
Molecule: messenger RNA, 453 nt
Organism: Vigna umbellata (rice bean)
Lineage: Eukaryota; Viridiplantae; Streptophyta; Magnoliopsida; Fabales; Fabaceae
Source: RefSeq, a predicted model, not a curated record